CAAUUCCUCCUCAUCCAGCCACUCUCAAUUUACUCCUACCAUCUACCAGCCAAACCUCCACAAUGAGCUUCCACGAGUCCGCCGUCCACGGUUCCAUCCGCCUCGAGGGCCCCUUCCUCCACGCUCUCCUCCGCGAUGCGCACGGCCACGAGCGCCCCGCCCACAUUGACCUAAACCACUUCAUUGGCAACAUCGACGGCCACUUCCAAUGGGGCGGCCACAACUUCUUCGAGUCCGCCCGCGGGGUGCACUUCGACAUCGAGGGCGGCGCCCACGUCCCCGUCGUCCGCGGUGAGCUCCGCGACGAGCACGGCAACUGGCACGUUCGCGACAUCAACCUCGCCGAGCGCCUGUUCAACAUCGACGGUCACUUCGAGUUCCGGUAGAUCUUAGCGUUAUCAACUCGAUGAAAUCUGAAUAUUAGC
Aspergillus brunneoviolaceus CBS 621.78 is the source of this 425-nucleotide messenger RNA. Its product is annotated as CVNH domain-containing protein. Bases 63 to 386 code for a protein of 107 amino acids. Lineage: Eukaryota; Fungi; Ascomycota; Eurotiomycetes; Eurotiales; Aspergillaceae. The record is from RefSeq and is a predicted model, not a curated record. The transcript is spliced from 2 exons.